AUGUUGGGCAGGUUGUUGAGAACAGGUUCUUUUAUGGAUUUAUUAGGACCUGUCCAAAAUGGUAAAGAGGAUGAGAAAUGGGUUGUGCAUCAGGCUGAGUUAUCUCCGCCACCAGCUGUACACAUGCCAGAUGAGUUAAAGUCGUUGUUAUUAGGAUGCAAGAAGAUAGAUGAUGGUAAAAAGGCAGGCGAAAACUCAUGUUUUAGGUUGGUAAUUGCUCAGGAGCUGGGUCGCAUGCUAAGCCGAGAUAACUACCAGGUAAUUUUGGACUAUGUUUGUACUCGGAAUGCGGCGACGGGCCAGCCAUGUAGCAAUGGCGGUAAUAUGGAGAAUAUUCCUCUUUCAGAGCUUAAGGAGUACAUUUUUGGGUCCCCGGUGCGGGUUAGUGACCGCUGCCAGAGUGAUAAGUUGAAACUAAUACAGAGUGCGCGGUUAAUUGUGGUGACUCGGAUAUUUUACAACAAGUAUUCAUCGGUCGCAUGUAAUUCUAAUCAGAGGAUAGCGAUAUGUUGCUGUAUGCCGGAGUCGUUUCUGACGGUUCUAACUGAGUGCUGGUCACAAGUUACGCGGUGGUUUGAUGAUUGCCAGGGAGUGUUGGCGCCUUUGUUGGAGGCAGAUCCCUUGCUUCCAAAGGAGUUGAAUGCUAAAUCGCAUAGCCAGGUGGAGGCUAUACUCAAUAAAUUCUACUGUAAUUUGAUAUCGCCACUGCAGAGCCUAUUGGAGGUGCAGCGGCUUAUGCUCUACCCACAUAAUUUCAUGGAUUUUACUACUUCUUGGUAUCGGGAAGUUUUCAACUGGUUGGAGGUCAAGGAUGGGCACCGCCUCAAAUUUCUUCCCGUUUUGCUCGCGAAGCUAAAGUAUGACUCGGGUGAAGAUUUGCUGAAGAGUAAAUCCUCCCGGAUUAUAAUUACAUCUGGGAAUGUUACUGUGGCGAACAAGUUGAUUUUUGUUAUAUCUGCGUUCCUAAAACCGCGGUAUGAGGGCGAGAUACAUAUCAUCCCGAAUGGGACUGUGACGCCUAGUGCGGAAACAACGCCUACUCCUACAGGUGCAAAGUACGACAGUACUAUUACAAGCAAGGGUUGGGAGAUACCAAGAAAGCAGUCGACCUCCAGUGUCCUGAGUAAAUCUUCAGACGAGGCGUCUUUUGCGCAUGUCUUUCUCCCUUCUUCAUUGCGGAGCACUAGUUCUUUACAGUACAUCUCCUCGUCGCUUAACAGCCAGUAUGGGAGCUAUGGCUCAUGGUUUAAAAAAGCUAUGCCACUAGGCCAAUCGCCUAGGACUGGGGAAUCACCUGAUCAGGCAUUCAUGAAUAACCGCAACAACAGUACGCCCUCUUUACAUCAGCAACUGUUAACUACGAGCUCCUCCACCACGAGCUAUCUAACAGCGGCAUCUACGACACCUAACACAAAUAGGUGGUCACAAGGUUCUCCAUCUAUAAAUGAAUACGAGGAGUACCCAUGGCCGGGCUGUGCAACUGCUCCUUCGGUAAUGAAUGCAAAAUCUAGAAUACAAAAGGUCCACAUGCAGAGAAGCAAUAACCGAGUGCAUGACGAGAAAUUGUUGCGUAAAAAAUUUGAUAGCAUAUCGGGCAGCCAGAGCACCAUCGAUUUUCAUGUGUCCGCCGCCUCUGAACAUCACGAUCCAGUCUUGGAAGUCCCGAUAACCGAGGACUUAAGCUUCCCUUCCCAAGAAUUACUCCCACCAUACACUUCAUAUAUGCAUAAUUUUGAGCCCAUGUUCCAGGUUCAAGCCUGUCCGAUCUCCUCCAUUACAGAACGUCGUUUGAUGGAGUGCAUGAAGAACGAUUUACAGCACUUUGACUAUUCAAGAAUACUUAUUGUGUCGCUUCGUUCAAGAGAAAUUAAAGAAAUUACUUUAACAAAGGACCCCAACACCAGGAGCAUGAUAAAAAGGACUUCCAAGAUAUUUCAAAAUGGUAAACAGGGCAACAUUUCUCAAAAAUUCACUGAGACUGUCCAAUUCAUAGACCAGCAUUUAAGUUCUGUCCUGAGCAAAUGGGAGGAUCCAGCCCAUACGGAUGACAAAAUCAAAAUGCUUCAUGAAUCCUUUCAAGUGCUUAUGAAGUGA
Molecule: messenger RNA, 2094 nt
Organism: Eremothecium sinecaudum
Lineage: Eukaryota; Fungi; Ascomycota; Saccharomycetes; Saccharomycetales; Saccharomycetaceae
Gene: LST4
Product: Lst4p
Exons: 1
Coding region: 1-2094 (697 amino acids)
Source: RefSeq, a predicted model, not a curated record